This is a messenger RNA of Dioscorea cayenensis subsp. rotundata (Guinea yam), 1415 nucleotides long. RefSeq lists its product as uncharacterized. The record is from RefSeq and is a predicted model, not a curated record. Bases 1 to 1173 code for a protein of 390 amino acids. Lineage: Eukaryota; Viridiplantae; Streptophyta; Magnoliopsida; Dioscoreales; Dioscoreaceae. The transcript is spliced from 5 exons.
AUGGCGAGGGAUGAGCUGCGGCUAGCGUUGGUCUCUGCCAUAAAAAUCUCAUCUUUUUGGGAUUAUUCCUUCAGCCGGAGAAUUCUCAGAGCGAGAGAGAGAGAGAGAGAGAGAUGGGUGGAGGAGCCAUUAGAACUGCGGCCAAGGUUGCGGCAAUCAAGGGCUAUCGCAGCACCGCCACCACCCGGGGAUCGUCCCGCAGCGCCCCCAGUCGCCUCCUGGCCCAACGCCACCGGAGCAGGGCAGUCGACUCCCCUUUUAUCUGUCGAACAUGGCCACGCCGAUGCGCCUGUGGCUUCGUCGAUCCAGAGGCCUUCUUGGGAGGUUGAUGAGUGGGAGUUUGCUGGUGGAAAUGAGGAGGAACUUUUGGAUUUGCUGCAUCCUGCCCCUAGGCUUGUUUUUGGGCCUGUUCCGACCAUGGAGGAGGCUAAGGAUGCUACUUCUGAUCUGAAAGAUGCUAUUGAGAAGGUAUACUUUGCUCCCACGGCUGAGGUUGCAAUGAAAGGUAUGCAAGAAACUUCUCCCGGUUUAACUGCAGCAAUCCUCCCUUCAGUUCCCAAACAUGUUGCCCAAGCAUUUUCUUUACUGCAAGGAUCUCCAGAGGCUCAGGAGGUUGUUGCUUCAAUUGCUUCGGAUAAGAAUGUCUGGGAUGCUGUAAUGAAAAAUCAGAAGGUUUUGGAUUUCUACAAAACUCACCAAACUGUUAUUCCAUGCGAAACCAUCGUGGACUCAGCAAACAGUGUUGUCGAUGAGAUGAACACCUGCCGACAUGCCAAUGAACAAUCAGAGAACCCUGAAAAACUCAAGCAGGAAACACUAGAGAGUUCUCAGUUGAACUCUGAAAAACUAAAGCAGGAAACACUAGAGAGUUCUGUGUUGAACCCUGAAAAACUAAAGCAGGAAACAUCAGAGAGUUCUGUAUACAGGGACGUUGUCAAUGCAGUAAAAGAAAAUGUCAUCGACCCAGUAAAAGAAAAAGUUUCAGAAAUGGUAGCUAACAUCUCCAACUUCUUUGAAGGUCUUAUUGGCUCAACAACAAUGGACAACCAAAGCUCAACAGAUUCAAAAUCUAUCAGUAGCACUGGUGAAUCUUAUGUUGAUAUUACAAUUGGAGGAGCUUUUAUGGCUUUGGGCAUUGCAGCAAUUCUGGUUAUCUUGCUCAAAAGAGCGUAAAAAAUGAAUGAUCAGAGUAGUAGCAUAGCAGCAAACCUCUCUCUCUCUCUCUUCUCUAUAAGUUUGGUGUUAUUAUGAUACUGUGUUCUACUGGUGCUCUAAUAAACUCUAGAUUGUACAGUCUUUUUUCUAUGAGGUUAGACUUUAUUUCUUUCUUGUUCUCGUGUGUUUCUCAGGCACAUUAUAGAGGUUUUCUGCUCUGGAAAUCAAUUGGCAAUUAUAGAAGUGGAGCCAUUCCUAAA